Aspergillus fumigatus Af293 is the source of this 231-nucleotide messenger RNA. RefSeq lists its product as uncharacterized. The transcript has 2 exons. Lineage: Eukaryota; Fungi; Ascomycota; Eurotiomycetes; Eurotiales; Aspergillaceae. The coding region runs from base 1 to 231 and encodes 76 amino acids. The record is from RefSeq and is a predicted model, not a curated record.
AUGGCCGCCUCGUCCUUCUCCUCUCCCAUCAACUGGACCCUUCCGUCCUCGGCCUCCGGAUCGUCCAUCAAGAGACCCAUCAAGACCGUCUCGAAACCGUGUUUUGGAUGUGACUGUGGGGAUGAAGAUUCGAUAUCGGACUAUGGUGUAUCAGAGAAGCUAGGGGUUCUCAUUCCUUGUUAUCAACCCUAUAUAUUCCUGCUUUAUCUCUCUCGUGGGAAUGGUAGGUAG